AUGCCUUUCUCAACCUCCAGGCCAAACACCCGACCGUCGUCUAACAUCCCCCUCCGCAACCUCGCCGAGUCCUCGGGCUCUUCUUCGCGACACCACCAAGACGAAUCGACGUCAUUCCUGGGAGCCCACCAUUCCGGCCACAGCGUUGACAAGCCCGGCUCCGACUCGGACGACGACACCGAGAGCUGGGUCUCGACCGGCGAUAUUGGUGAGCAGAUCGACGCCGAGGACCCUCUGCGCGCCAGGCUCAACGAUACCCUCGAUGAAUCGGCUCUCGCCGGCCUGAAGCAUCUACCCCGGAACCACGACCACUCCAACAGCGGCGGCAGCAGGAGAGAGAAGAAGCACGUCCGCAUCCACGAGGACCCCGAUCACCAACGCCGCUCCCACCGCCACUCCUCGGGGCAGCCUGGCGUCGUUAAUAAGGAGGCAAUUGAGAUCCCCGAGCUGAUCUCUCGCAACCCAUCCAGGGCGGAACGCCUUAUCGCUACCAUCAUGCCUAGCUCAAAGGGCUUCACGGGGAAGCCCCUGAUUUACUUCACGAGUAUAUUCGUGUCAUUAGGCGUGUUCCUUUUCGGCUAUGACCAAGGUGUGAUGUCGGGCAUUAUCACGGGCCCGUACUUCCGUGAUUACUUCCACCAGCCCUCGAGAGGCGAGAUAGGGACCAUGGUUGCCAUUCUCGAGAUUGGUGCGCUGAUAUCGUCCCUGCUCGUGGGCAAGAUCGGAGAUAUCAUCGGCCGUCGACGGACGAUCCUCUACGGUUCGAUAGUAUUCUUCAUAGGCGGAGCUCUCCAGACGUUCGCGACAGGCAUGCCGAUGAUGAUGCUAGGCAGAAUCAUUGCUGGUCUGGGCGUUGGUUCGCUGUCGACCAUCGUCCCCGUCUACCAAUCCGAGAUCUCACCGCCGCACAACCGUGGAAAGCUGGCCUGCAUUGAGUUCUCGGGAAAUAUUAUUGGGUACACAACAUGGCUUCUCGAUAACGACCAUGACGAGGAGGGCAUUGUCGUCAUCGCCAACCUCUACGGGGGCGGUGACAUUCACAAUCCCAAGGCCCGUGACGAAUUCCGCGAGAUCAAGAUGAACGUCCUACUCCAGCGUCAGGAGGGCGAGAGGACGUAUAGUGACAUGUUCCGCCGAUACAAGACCCGUGUCUUCAUCGCCAUGUCUGCGCAGGGUCUUGCCCAGCUCAACGGCAUCAACGUCAUCUCGUACUACGCCCCCUAUGUGUUUGAAUCUGCCGGGUGGAUUGGUCACGAUGCGGUGCUGAUGACUGGUAUCAACGGAAUCACCUACUUUUUGUCCACGAUCCCACCGUGGUACAUUGUCGACACGUGGGGUCGUCGGGUCAUCUUGCUCUCAGGCGCGGUUGCUAUGACGAUAUCUUUGUCAUUGAUCUCGUAUUUCAUCUUCCUUGACAUUAGAGCAACGCCCACCCUGGUCGUGAUCUUUGUCAUGAUCUACAAUGCUGCGUUUGGCUAUUCGUGGGGCCCAAUACCCUGGCUCUACCCGCCUGAGAUUCUACCGCUGAGCAUCCGUUCCAAGGGCGCAUCGCUCUCGACUGCGACCAACUGGGCGUUCAACUGGCUCGUAGGAGAGAUGACUCCCGUUUUGCAGGAGUGGAUCCAAUGGCGUCUCUACCUCGUGCACGCGUUCUUCUGUGCCGCCAGUUUUGUCAUUGUAUACUUCAUCUACCCCGAGACCAGCGGUGUCCGCCUCGAGGACAUGAACUCCAUCUUCGGCGACGCGACGACCACGAUCGGCACGCCUGCCUCGGCGGGCACACCGGCAUUCGGGCCGGUCGACGGCUCCCAUGUGCGCGCCGGCUCUCCCGUGCCAUCCCUCGACAUGCGCGGCCGGCCCCUCCUGGCCGAGGCGCCGACGUUCCCUGGGCUGGAUGUCGACCCACCGGCAGUCAACUUUGUCAACGGACGGCCUCAGUACGAAUCCGGACAGGCGGAGGGCGGGGUCGCUGGCUGGCUGUCCAGGGUUGUUGGCCGGUCACAGUCCCGCGCGCGGUCGGGUAGCGUGUCGAACAGAAGUGGAAGGUAUCAGCCACUGGGUAAUCAGGAUGACUAG
Molecule: messenger RNA, 2076 nt
Organism: Diaporthe amygdali
Lineage: Eukaryota; Fungi; Ascomycota; Sordariomycetes; Diaporthales; Diaporthaceae
Product: hexose transporter
Exons: 5
Coding region: 1-2076 (691 amino acids)
Biological process (GO): transmembrane transport; carbohydrate transport
Cellular component (GO): membrane
Molecular function (GO): carbohydrate:proton symporter activity
Source: RefSeq, a predicted model, not a curated record